Molecule: messenger RNA, 2403 nt
Organism: Sciurus carolinensis (gray squirrel)
Lineage: Eukaryota; Metazoa; Chordata; Mammalia; Rodentia; Sciuridae
Gene: Ms4a14
Product: membrane spanning 4-domains A14
Exons: 6
Coding region: 1-2403 (800 amino acids)
Biological process (GO): cell surface receptor signaling pathway
Cellular component (GO): plasma membrane
Source: RefSeq, a predicted model, not a curated record
AUGGAGUCGCCUUCCCAGGAGAAAAGAGGGGCCCAUGCCAUCACUAUCCAACAAAAUGAAACUGUACUGACAGCUUUUCCCUUCGGGCCUCAUAUCUCUCUGCUGGAUUUCUUAAAGGGAGAGCCAAAAAUCUUGGGGGGUAUCCAGAUCCUGCUUGCGCUGAUCAUUGCGGGCCUUGGAACUGUACUUGCAUUUGGUUACAUCAGUAUUUCUGAAUUAUUCCCUCUCGUUUUCCUCUCAGGAUAUCCAUUCUGGGGAGCAUUUAUUUUUUUUCUUACAGGAAGCCUCAUAGUAAUGGAUGAGAAAUUUAAAAACAUCCAGAUACGAGGUAUCAUUACCAUGAGUGUCAUCAGUUCUGUGGUCGCAGUGGCUGGGAUUGCUCUCAUCCUCAUCAGCUACACUCAGAAACACAAGUUCUGCCGGACACUUGCCCUUGAAGGAUCAUGUGGCCUCGGUAGAACGUAUUUCCUUGGCAUUUUGUCAAUCCUAUUAAUCAUCACCAUAGUAGAGCUUUGCAUCUCUGUGACCAUCGCGUCCUUUAGAAGCAAGUGCUACACAAGUUCAGAUGAGGUUGUGUUUUUCUUACCUUCACAUGUUACUCCAACUAGUGAACAACCUGACCCAGAAGAAAACAUCGUAUUACAAUUUAAGCUUCAAGAAGAAUCUUCUAGGAUUGGUACAACAUCAAACAGACAAACUGUUUUCUUUGGAGGCUAUUCUUUCUUCAAGUUAAGGGUUUUAAGAAACCCUUUAGUCCAUCAUUGCAUAUUACAAACAUGUAGUAAAUGUAAGAUUAGUAACCAUGCCUCUACACCUAUUCCAGAGGAAGAAAUUGAACCAAAACCUUCACCGCUCAGAUUAGAAAAAAGAGUCUCAGAAAAUCUGGUUGAUGAAGACCUGCAAUAUACUAUAACACCAUCCCCCUCAACACAAACUCCAUCACCGACCCCACCUGUGCAAACACUCCAAGCGUUGCCUGCGGAUGACUUGCCAUCUCAAGUUCGACUAAUACAAGCCCCUCCUAAACAAGUCAUGUUAUAUAAAACCCCAUCAUCACAUAUCAGCCAGUCUUUGGAUCUGACAUUUGAAGACUUGCCCUCUCAAGAUGUGUUCAUUCAAGGCAAACCAUCCCAAGAGACAAUCUUCCAAGAGUCAACAUCCACACAAACAACAUCCCAAGACAUGGCCUAUGAGUUGCUGUCAGCACAAGCCAUACCAUUCUACUCCACGCAGUACCCUAAGAUUCGACAGCUAUCCCAAGAUCUUGAGUCACAAAACAUUCAAUGUCAAACCCAGCGAUCUUCAGAAAUAUUAUAUAAAGACAUUCAAACAGAAGUCAUGGAACAGUCCCAAGAAUGGAAACCUCGGGGCAACUACCCAAGAAGGUUUUCCUGGUUCCGUAAAACCAAAGAUGGGAAGUACCCAAAGAGACAUUCCUUAGACCUGACAAGGAAAGGCAAGCCAUCCUCAAGGAGAUAUUCUUUAGACCUACAAACCAAAGGUGGUCAAUCUCUAAGACGGAAAUCCCUAGACCAGAAAAUCAAAGCCUGGCUCUCCGCAAAGAGUCAGUUUCUAAGCAGGCAAGCCCCAUAUAGCCAAACCACAGAACAAAUCCCACAGCAUCCAUUCAAAGAUCUGCAGGCAAGAGGGGAGCAAUUCCCGAAGCAAAAAUCCAAAGAUGGAGAAGAUAAAGAGCAGAAAAUCAUUAAGGAGCCAUUCCCAAAGAAACAAACUCAAGAUAAACAAGCUGAAGAUCAGCACGCUCAAGAGGAAAAAUCCCCAAAGGAACAACCUCAAAGUUGGCAAGCCAAAGGCCCGCAAGUUCAAAUGAAGAAAGCUUUAAAGCAGUUGUGCCAAGAUUGGGACUCGCUAAGCCAGGAACAGGAAGAUGGGCAAUUCACCCCAAAGAAGUCUCUGCAAUGGACGAAACAGAAUUGGCCAUGUUUCCAGCAAUCUGAAGACUGGAUAAAUCAAGGUUGGAGAAACAAAGAUUGGGUAGCACGAGACUGGCAAUCAGAAAUGCAGCAUGCCCUAAACAGGAAGACCCGAGAUCUGUUAGAGAAAGAAGCCCGAAAGCAGAACACCAUGGCCCAAUAUAGCCUAGACAGGCAAAGUCCAGAGAAGGACCAAAAAGAGUUUCAAUCCAGAGUUGGAUUAAAAGAAGAUACGCAAAAAAGACGCAUCAAAAAAGGGAAACUGCAACCAGAAGACAUGAGCCCAGAUUACCAACCUUCUUCUAGCCAAAGUUUAGUCCAUGACAGGUAUGUAACCUGUUGGUCCAACAUAGAUUCAGAACCAGAGGUGCAGCCGUAUGCCUCAACCAGUUCAAACUCCUACAAAGACUUGAAUGUAACUUCCAGCUCAUGUUCCAAAGAUCCACAGCAAUCUGAAGAUUCUGACUAA